Molecule: messenger RNA, 711 nt
Organism: Peromyscus maniculatus bairdii (prairie deer mouse)
Lineage: Eukaryota; Metazoa; Chordata; Mammalia; Rodentia; Cricetidae
Source: RefSeq, a predicted model, not a curated record
CGCUGACCCCUUCGCGCUUCCUGAGGAGUACCAAGGCGAGGCGUGGGAAGCUACUCAACAUCCCUCUAAUCCACUGAGGCUCAAGUUACGCCGUGCCAGGAAAAAUGAUCAGCCUCUACCUGACUCUCCUACUUCUGCCUGGUGCCACCACGGAGAUCAGCCAACCUGAUAAUCCCCAUACACCUUGGAACCAAACCUGGAUCAUCAUCUCUGGAGGGUCCAACCCUAACAGGAUAAUUAGCAGAAUCUCGUCUGUGGCCCCACGAGACACCUGGUUCCCCGAUCUAUAUGCAGACCUUUGUGAUCUAGGGGGGCGGAUGUGGGGACCUUCUGGAAACGAACCUGACAUUCUCCCAAACGGCAAGGAGCUCUCAGCAUUCGCUGUAGGAUGUGACACACCUGGAGGACGCGCCAAAGCAAGGCAACUGCAAUUUUAUGUUUGUCCUGGCCACUCUAUGACCAAAGAACGGCGUCAGAAAUGCGGAGGAGAAAACUACGCUUUCUGUGGCAGUUGGGGGUGUGAGUCAACUGGAUCAAUAAGCUGGGACCCCCCGACCAAAGGAGACUUUAUCACGGUACAGCGGACUGCCAGUUGUAAAACAUCCACCAGAGCAUCACUGCAGAGGAGAUAGUAAUUCCACAAUAAACUGGCCAAUUGCCUUUCAGUGCACAAUGACCAGCGUUAACUCCAAACCACAGGACUGUGAAGCC